GUCAAUCACAGCACUCUUUCCCGGCUUAGACCAGGCGCGCCGGACGAGUGGCUGAACGACGAAAUAGUAAACUUUUACGGAAAUAUGAUCAUGGAUCGAACGGAACGUGAGGGAAAGCGUAAAAUCCAUUACUUCAACUCUUACUUUUAUUCAAAGCUUCAACAGGGAUACGAGAAGUCAAAGUUGCACAAGUGGACCAAGAAGAAGGUUGAUAUUUUCGAAAAAGAUUUGGUACUAUUGGUCAUCAACAUAAAAGGAGUACAUUGGACGGCUGCUGCGAUAAACUUUGAACGCAAGCGUUUUGAAUUUUACGACUCGAUGAAUAAUUUGCAAAGAGAUAUUUAUGCCAAUUUGCGAGAAUAUGUCGAUUGUGAACAUCGUAACAAAAAGGGUACUCCUUUCGACUUUACCGGUUGGACAAACGCUUGGAACCCUGAUGCUCCUUCGCAGGAUAACGGUUCCGACUGUGGAGUAUUCGCUUGUCAGACCAUUGAAGCUUUGGCAAGAGGCAGGGAUUUGAUAGAUGAUGGGUUUGAAUUUGACGCUAGUAACAUGCCAUACCUUCGAUAUCUCAUGGUGUAUGAGAUUACCAAGGGUAAGUUGGAGGAAAGAUGGCCCAAAAGUAGAUAA
Tremella mesenterica DSM 1558 is the source of this 630-nucleotide messenger RNA. RefSeq lists its product as uncharacterized. The record is from RefSeq and is a predicted model, not a curated record. Lineage: Eukaryota; Fungi; Basidiomycota; Tremellomycetes; Tremellales; Tremellaceae. The annotation marks the transcript as partial. Gene Ontology annotation, biological process: protein desumoylation. Gene Ontology annotation, molecular function: deSUMOylase activity. Gene Ontology annotation, cellular component: nucleus. The transcript has 4 exons.